Molecule: messenger RNA, 5451 nt
Organism: Phymastichus coffea
Lineage: Eukaryota; Metazoa; Arthropoda; Insecta; Hymenoptera; Eulophidae
Gene: Ythdc1
Product: YTH domain-containing protein 1
Exons: 6
Coding region: 993-2441 (482 amino acids)
Biological process (GO): mRNA splicing, via spliceosome; regulation of alternative mRNA splicing, via spliceosome
Cellular component (GO): nucleoplasm
Molecular function (GO): mRNA binding; N6-methyladenosine-containing RNA reader activity
Source: RefSeq, a predicted model, not a curated record
UAUAGCUUAAUCUCGGUAUUCUCGGGAAACGGCUUUGUCCGCUUUGUUGUAAGAAAAUCGUAAAGCCCUAGUGCGAGAGAAAUAAAGAGAAAAAAUUUUCCAUAUAGAAAAAGCAUAAUCAAGCGUCACGGAGAUCACCGAGCUGGAUCAUCAUCAUCGUCGACGACACCGGUCGACGAAACAAGCAUCGAGUAAUGGAACCUCAUGGCUACUACGACUGCUGUUGAUCACUGUAAUUGUGCAAGUGCCACGAACUACAGAAUAGUGGUGUACGCGCGUUAUAAUUCCGCAAGGACAUAAUUCUUCUCGGGUGGCUUGUUCGAUAUAUUAUUAAGUAAUAUAUAUAUCUAGGGAGAACGAGAGAGAGAGAGAGAGAGAGAGAUGGACUUAGUUCGUUUCUUGAUACAAUCACACGAACUUUACUGCGUGUUGUCAUGUUUCUCUUUAUGUGAGGUGAUCAAGUGAUAGGACUUUACUCCUUUAUCCUCUUCAUGGACUUUGCCUAUACGUAUUAUAUGUAUACCUAUACGUGUGCUUUGCCCUUUAUUCGCUCUCCUACUUAUGCUUCAUCGUACACUCUUCAAAUGAAUUUAUAGGACUUGAAAAAAUCAGUUCAGAUUCUCCCAGACGUCAAGUGAUAUAUAUUGUGUGGGAUUGUUAAAGCAUUAGACUUGACUUGAAAAUUUACAUGAUAUAUAUUGUACACCUAUAUAGUACACUUUUUGUUGUAAUACAUUAUCAAAAAUAAUAAUGACUCUCAAUUGUACUAGGGAGCAUUUCAUAGAAUAUAUUAACAAAAUGGAUGUUCAACUUUUGUUUGUAAAAGACAGAAAUUUUCAACUCAAUAAAUCUGUCACAGAACUUUAUUAUUGCAUCCCGAGAAAGGGUAUACGGUCAUUGGUGUGUUACAAUCAAUUGACAAGCUUUAAUAAGGAUAUCUAUCCAGGGUGACAUUGUAUUUAAUUGUAAGCCAAUUAGGGAAAUUUAUAACAAUGGACAAAGAAGCCGAUGGUGACAAUUUAAACGUAGAUUGCAUUGAGAAUGAUAUUGGGGAUGAGUUGAAAAUUGGAGCUGAUGAAACGUAUGACACAAGGAGCGAGGUUUCUUCUAGUAGCUCAGAAACAGAGGAUGAUGACGAGGAUGACGAGGAUGAUGAGGAUGAUGAUUCCAGCCAAGAUGAUGAUGCCAGUUCACAGUCUUCAAAAUCUUCAAAUCAAGAUACUAAGAGAAAUAAUAAAAGUACAGGCAAAAGAAGAUGCAACAGAGAUUCAUCAUCUUCCAGUCCAGAACCUAAGAGAGCAAAAUUGAAAGAAUCAAAGACUAAAACACCUAACUCAUCUUCCAGUAAAACCUAUGACUAUACUACGAAAUUGAAUUAUUUAUUUAGAGAUACAAGGUUUUUCAUAAUUAAAUCAAAUAAUGCAGAAAAUGUAACAUUGUCAAAAGCAAAAGGUGUCUGGAGUACUCUUCCACAGAAUGAAGCAAAUCUCAACCAAGCAUUCAAAGAGUCUAGAAAUGUGUUGUUGAUAUUUUCUGUUAAAGAAUCUGGAAAGUUUGCUGGAUUUGCUAGACUUGCAACAGAGUCCAAGAGAGAUGGAAAUUCGAUAUCUUGGGUCUUACCUCCUGGUUUGUCUGCUAAAGCUUUAGGAGGCGUUUUUAAAGUAGACUGGAUUUGUAGAAAAGAGUUGCCUUUCACAUCAACGCUUCAUCUGUAUAACCCAUGGAAUGAUGGUAAGCAAGUAAAAAUUGGACGUGAUGGACAAGAAAUCGAACCACGAGUAGCGGAAGAGUUAUGCAGACUAUUCCCUGAAGAUGAUGGGAUAGAGAUGACUCCUAUUUUACGUAAAUCAAAAGAGGCUUCUAAGAAUGUGGUGAAGUCUAUAAACAGAAAUCACCGCGAUACCAGAUCUGUGAUAACAUCGAGGUUUAUCCGUACGCGAGGUAGAGGACGCCGGUUAUUCCUUACAUCGAGAUCGCGACUGGCAUCACUGGCAAGAGGUGGACAUUUGCCAAAUGAUCGUAGAAAUUCUAGGGACCAUCAUCGCUACACUGGCUGGUUCAACCGAGGAGAUUAUUCAAAGGGCUAUGGCACAACUUUAGGAGUUGCAGCAGCUGCCGAAGCCUACGUAGCUGAUUACAUGCGAACAAUGCAACAUCAACUUCCACCUCUACCCCCAUAUGUAAGUUCUCUGCCAUAUGACACCUUACCACCGCCACCACCACCACCACCUCCAAGAUACUACGAGGGUCUGCCAUUGCCACCGGAUUAUGGUGCGGCGGCAGUUGCGGCAGCGGCUGCAGUAGGAAGUUUGGAGAAACGCAGUUAUGAGCGUAGCGUGGAUGAAUUCCUUUGGCGUACUUCAAGUAGUGGACGUCACGGACGACAUGAACAUCGAUCUUCGCGUGAUCAUCAUCAUCAUCGGUACCGUGAGCGCAGAUAGAUUCGAUGUCGUGUGAAGGUUUAAUUAAUAUUUCUUAUAGUUUUGGUUCUCGAGGAGUACUAGCUACAAUUAUCCGAAUAUUUCUUUUUUGAGCGUUAACUAUUCGUCGAGACAAUGCUGUGAAAUGUGUUCCAGAGAACGUCGAGCGCGACGUACUUCUGUUACGGAGCUUUUUCUUUGUGCAUACAAAAAUUUUACUUUCCUAGUAAAUAUACUCGAUUUAAAUAUUCAAUUAAUUCGCUGUCUUUGUAAUUUCUUUAGUGGGUUAUUUUUAUAGCGACUUAUUCUACUCAGAUUUGAGUUAAGCUAAUAAAAAGCUUAUAAAUUUUGUUAUUCAUGUUUCAACUGUAUCCUUAAAACCGAAUUGAAAAUGUUAAAAACAUUUUCAAUUUAGACUCAGAGAUCCAAUCAGGUAUUUCCGAAGGGUUUUAGUGCGCUGAAUCCAAAUUUGAGCUCAGAAUUACUCCAUCACUCUCAGUUUUCAAGAUAAACUAAUCUAAAAGUGUCAAAAACACGGUUUUUUGCUGUUUUCCAACCUUUGUAAUUUUGUAAAGAAUUUUUUUUUUUUUUUUGCAAAUUUGACGAUGGCAUCUUCGAGAGCAACUUCAAAACGUAAUCCUCAUUUUUUCUAACAGAAAUAUACAUUGAAGUGUGAUCAAUUGGCAUUUUUGUAAAUGUCAUUUAAACACAGAAAAGUUUCGCUUUAAGAUAAUCUUCGCUGGAAAAUAAAAUAAUAUCCCAAGUAUCUUGACCAAAGAAUCCUGUACCCUGCUAGGCAAUAACCUCAGCUUGCUACAUUUCAACUACCUGAACCCAAGAUCCCUCUACUCUGCAAUAAUCUCCGACCGCUACAUCCCAAGUUUCUGAAAUCACUAACCCUGUACCCUGCCAGGUUUACCACUAUUAUCUUUCAGCGACACUUUCCUCUGCUUAAACGACAUUUGCGAAAAUGCAAAUUAUACUUCAUAUAUGGUCCCGGUGUGCCAUUACCUGUAAAUACUGAUUCAUCCACAUAGUUAAUGAGCACCGCACGUGUUGAACGUAAUCCUUGACGCGUUUCGCUACUCGAUUGCAGCAGAUGCACUUUAUACACGUUUGCGAGUAUUCGAGUUGUGGAUUAACGAAAGGUUGUUCUCCGUUUCCAUUGGUACCGUUCGCAUGCCUCGUUUCUUAACUUGAACAAUCUAGAUGUGAUCUCAUACACGGUUAAUCUGGCCCGAACGUAAGCAAUUGCUAAAUACGCCCUCGGGCUACGGACAAUCGUCGAAUAACUUUGCACGUUGAUAGUAGUAUUUAGCUGAAUUUUAGCUCUCGCCUUCUCGUCGCUAUCCAAACUCCAUGUCAGUGUUUCGAAAUCCAUAAUUUGGCUGUCAGUCAAAUUUGGAUGAAGUGCGAUUGGAUAGUGUCUAGUACUAAUCACAUACAAAAUGCUAAGAGGAUGUUCAGCCUGAUAGUAUGACCGAUAAUUAGGGUCAACAUAUUCGUAUGUUUGCACGCAUUCGCAAAUUAUUGGCACGGGGAAUUCAUGCAAUAACUCAAUGUCGUUAAGAUAGUGAUUCAGUAGUUGAUUCAUUACCUGUUUUAUGCUAAGUAGAUUGAAUUCUAGGUACACUUGCUUGAGCCAUCUUAAGGCGUUGUAUAUGACCUCAGAAAGGGGCCUAUUCUUUGUGAAUACCUGAGUUUAGUUAGGGUAACUAUCUGGUGUCUGUAAGACAUAGUGCUUAUAAACGUAUACGUUCAAUACGACCGGUGCCUAUUAACCGUGUGGAUGAAUUAGUAUCUACAAGUAAUGGUACGGUGAGACUAUAUCUUCGAAACCCUAUCUAUUGGAAUCAAGAACAUCAAACGUUACAAACUGAGAGUGAUGGAGCAAUUCGCAUAAAAUCUCUUCGGAUAUACCUUGUUUGGUCUUUGGGUCCGAAAUUUUUUCAAAUUUUGUCGAUCUGUGAAAUCUAACACUCGAUUCUUUGAAAUAAAGAAGUAUUAUUGGUCUUAUUAGUAAAAGAGCUUCGAGCAUAAUUUUGCCUAAAUCUUUAUUCCCAAUAAACAAAUUUAAAUGGUAACUUUUCAUUUCUUGUAAGCAUCGAUUUCGAAAUAUGUGUGUGAUAUGUAAUGAAUUUUAGGUAACCUAUAAUUAUUUUCAUGCACUUUUCCAUUUUGAAAUUAAACGCAACUAGAUUAGUAUUUUUAAAAUAACAAGUGGUUUCACUUUGAGUCAGUUUGAAAAGCAAUAUUAAUUUAUAAUCUUUAUUAAUAUACGUUGAAUUGAAGUAUAAAGUUAUAUGAAGUAUAAACAGGCCUCAAUAUGUAAUUGCUGUAUGACGAAAAACUAAUUCCGAAUGAAAGAAAAAUUAUUAUUUACUAUUUUCAUGCUAUGAAUAUUUUUACUUUUUGAUGUGAAAUUUCUCGUGUACGUUAAUAAACUCUUCAUAUAUCGUCUGUACGUAAAGAUAUGUUGCUUUUUACAAUGAUUCUGUUCAGUCCUUCAUAUCUUGUCAUAGUUUGACAUAUGUAAGUCAACCAACCAAUGUAUUACGAAGAUUAACUAGAAACUAAAUCAGUUUGCAAUUUAGUUGAUGUAGAUAGUUGAUAAACAGCGGCCAGAUUUAAGCAUAGUUUUUUAUGUAUAUAAAAAGUAAAUAUCUAUAUUUCUCUGAUCGUUUUUGACGCUUUAUCAAAAUAGUUUACACCCUAUACUUCGUUACAAAAAAAUGUACAUCUUAUGCAACAAUGAUAAAUAGUGAAGUUGAGUAAAUAUGUGAUCCGAAGAACAAGCUACUUUAUAAAUCAAUAUGAAUAUUUUUUUUUAAAUACAUUUAUAACUUAUAUCUCAGACACAUAGUUUGUCACUACAGCAACAGACAAAGAAAACAUUUUUUUCUAACUAAAAUGUUAUGCUGUAUACGACUUUUUAUACUAAACAAUACGUAGCCACCACUUGAAACUUUUGUGAAAAAUGAUUUUUAAGCAAAUAAAGUGGCUUGCAGUGUACUGAAAUCCCGAGUUUGUA